This is a messenger RNA of Neolamprologus brichardi, 975 nucleotides long. Its product is annotated as leukotriene B4 receptor 1-like. Gene Ontology annotation, molecular function: C-C chemokine binding; C-C chemokine receptor activity. Gene Ontology annotation, biological process: G protein-coupled receptor signaling pathway; immune response; positive regulation of cytosolic calcium ion concentration. The record is from RefSeq and is a predicted model, not a curated record. Lineage: Eukaryota; Metazoa; Chordata; Actinopteri; Cichliformes; Cichlidae. Gene Ontology annotation, cellular component: external side of plasma membrane; membrane.
AUGGCACAGCUCACCAACGCUGUGGUUACUUCUAACAUCUCCUCCUCUCCUGGAUAUUCACCCCACUUUUCAUGGGACUACAGUGGUAUAGCUGCUACAGUAGUGAUGUCCAUCUCCUUCCUGCUGGGAUUCCCUGGAAACAUCGCUGUCAUCAUUCUCAAGCCAAACUGGGAGAACAUGUCCAGUCUGACCCAGAGUUUGAUGCUGAACCUGGCUGUGUCGGGCCUACUUUGCAUGUUUACCGUUCCAUUUUGGAUUUACUCUUUACUCAACAGCUGGGCCCUGGGCCUGGUGGGCUGCAAGAUCAUAACAUAUUUUGGGUACUGCAGCAUUUAUGCCAGCCUGCUGACUGUGACUGUGAUGAGUGUCCAGCGUUACUUUCAGGUGGUAUACCUGCAAAGGAAUUUAAACCACGUACAAGCAUGGAAGCUGCUGGUUCCACUCUGGCUGGUUGCAAUGAUCCUGUCCAUUCCUGCUUUAGUGGUUCGACAGCUGGUACAACAGUCAGACUGGACAUAUUGCAAACAUCAAUACUAUUCGGUGAACCAGUCAAUGGCCGUGUUGUUGACAGAGAUAGUGGUGGGUUUUGUUUCAGUUUCUGUCAAUGUUUUUUCAUACAUCUGCCUCUACAGAGAGGUGAAUCAGGCAGCCUUUUUCAACAAUCCACAGACCACCAGACUCAUUACCAGCAUCAUUGUAACCUUUUUUGUCGUGUGGGUGCCAUGUCUUGCCAUAAAUGUCCUGGGCGUGGCAGCUAUUUCCCUAAACAAUAAGGACUUGCUGAAGUUUUGCGAAGCAGCAUGGGGCACUGUUACAGCACUAACGUUUGCAAACGGUGCAGUGAAUCCACUCCUGUAUGCCUUUACUUCUAAUCGUUUGUCCACUCUGUGCCAAAGAAAUGCUGAACAUUUAAUGCAGAAGCUCAGAAUUCCCCCACAAUCUAAGUCAGCAAAUACAGUUUCAGACGUAAGAUGA